UUACGUCGAUGUAGCUUGCGUGACUCAUAGCAGAGUGGUUGCAAGCUGUUAAAAAAACAUAUUUAGCUCAUUAGUUCGCUGGGUCAAGCGUUGCAUAUUGCUGGAUGGGGUAGUUAAACAUCGCGUGACAGCUUGAUGGUUUGACGGAUGCGGAUUGACCUUGUGCGCCGGUUUCACCACCCAUUUCUACAUUUAUGCUACUCCCUGACCAAAUUCCCCUGUGUUACUAAUUAGUCAUUUUGUAGUUCAAUUGUUUUGUCACGUGCAUACGUUGACUUUGUCAAAAAACUCAACAAAUUUGGUCGGAAUUCCGUGACAUGUUUUGCUAAGAACAACACGCCGGCUCCACUGGAAUGUUCUGAGUUGCUGUUUCCCGUCGGCCAUGUUAGAAAAGGCGAGAUGGAAAGCUAACGAGCUAGCUAGUUAAUCCUAGCAACGAGAGUGAGAUUUGUCCAUAAAACAAGUUUCAAUUUGAUUUUGUUUACUACCACCUGGCUGCAGACAGGUCUGCAAAAGCAAGAUGGCUAACUAACUUACUUUUGAGACUUUUCGGGGAUGAAAUAGCUAGUUAGUGCAAGACAUUUUACACUUGCGAGCAGGUUCGGCUGGGUUGGGCCUGUUGCGUUUAUUUAACCAUGAUGAAGCCACGCAAACAUGUUAGCCUGGGCAAUGGAAAAAUAAACACCGGUGAGGUGGAGGGGGAGAAGAUUCUGUCUGCAAAGGAUUUUGUUGGUAUCCCUCUUCCCACCUACAGCAAUGGUAACAGACAUUUGAUAAAUGCUAACGUAAAACAGAAGUCAAAACGCAAUGUUUUUACCACUCUUUCAAAAGUGGGCAGCAAAGAGGGUCUUGUUCACAAGAAGAAUAUGGACCGCAUAAAUGACAAGGCCCAGGAUUUCACUAAUCACUAUGAGGGAAAGUUUUUGGACAAAAAGGAAUCUGCUUUGUUUCUGAAUGGGGUGGUAAACUCUGCUCAUAUUACAAAUGGUUACUCCAGCAAGUCACCCCCUGAUAAUGAUGGCAGUGGCUCAGAAGGUGGAUAUACUACUCCUAAGAAACGCAAGACCAGACGCAACAGCAUCAAGAACACAGAGCAUGUGACAAGAGAAAGGGAGAGAGUCAUGCAGCAGGGCAAUGCCACACAGGAGCUAGAGGUUUCUGAACUUGAACCAACAGAGAAAUUGGUGAGCUCGCGAAUUCACCAUAAAGCAGACGCCCAGACAGCAGUCAAGCGGAUGGAUGCUCCAGAGGUGGCUAUGGGUGAACUGCAGAAGAAAAACUCAGACAGUAAGACUGCUGCAGGUGCCUUUGGUAAAAAGUUUGAGAAUAGGCCCAAAGCCAAGCUCUCCUCCUCUUCGAAAGAGGACUCUUGGACUUUAUUCAAGCCCCCUCCAGUAUUUCCUGUGGACAACAGUAGUGCUAAAAUAGUGCCCAAGAUUAGUUAUGCAAGUAAAGUUAAGGAGAACCUCAACAAAGCAGCCCAGGCUGGAGGAGAGGUGCAGACUCCUCAGGUGCCUGGUAGACUCUCACAGGUCCCCAUGUCUGCUAUGAAAACCAUCAUCUCAGCUAGCUUUACUAAUGGCCCCGUUUCUGGAGAUGGAAAUAGUUGCCCGUCUGUUGGAACCUUCUUCACCCCUGCUGCUAGUAGUAUUCCGCCAGCCACCUCUCUCCCAUGUGGGGAGAACGUAGCAUCCACUUUGGACAAUGACUAUAACUCUUUAACCAACCCUGCAGCUGUAGAUCUGAGAAAGUGUACUCUUUUCAUUUACCCCCUAAACCCUUUAAAUAUGCAACCUGUUCUCCCUAGUGCUUGCCAAGUGGACACCCAGGCUGCUCAGACAAAUCAGAAAGCCUUGGGGGACAUUUUCCAGAAUCAGUGGGGGCUGUCUUUCAUCAAUGAGCCAAACGUGGGGCCAGAAGGAGGAAGCGGGCCGGUGGCUGCCGUUGAGGGCAAGGCUGCGGUGGUAACAUUUCAAGGGGAGCAAUGCCCUGCUGCCAAGCCAGAUCUUGACUCUAAUCUAUCAAUCCCAGAGCCUUUGCCUCUCACUUUGGCUCAAGACUCAGAGAAAAGGACUAGUGCCCCAGCUUGCCCACCUGCUACAGUGAAGGGUGAGGAUGGGGAAAAGACUCAGCUGUCUAGACAGGAGAAGACAAAGGGCGAGGCUAAGAGUCCAGGUGCAGUUUUGUUGGCCUCUUGUAAAGACAUUAGUGCUGAGCCUGCCCAGGCCCCCCUGACCAACCUAGUGUUGGGACUGUCUAAAGAGCCACCCCAUUCUAAGAGCCUGGACAGAGGUAGCUGGGGGUCGUUUGAUCUGAAAGCUGCUGUUACUUAUCACACUAAAGAAAUGGAAUAUGUUUUCAAUUUGCAAAAACAAGAUCCAAAAAGAGUAGUCUGUUAUGACAAGACCACGGAUGGACCUUAUCAGUGAGGUAGUGAAUGUCAACAAUUACAUGUACCUUCUCCCUACCUGGGUGCUGCAGAUGUCUUCUUUGGCGGUUAUGAUCCCUUUGGAAAACAAAAUCGAGUCAACUGUGAUAUUGGGACAGAAAGAUGCAUGUCCUGUGACAUACAUUUAUUGGAAUACAGAAUGGGAUAAUGGGAUUUGUUUUUUGGGGGGUAUGUCAGAGAAGAGGAAGAUGACAAGGGAAGGUGUAAUAUGAGGAAAUAUGAAUCCAAUUAUUGGCAUUAAGUUGAGCGCUGACGCUCUGGACUACACAAAGACUCAAACACUUGAAAGAAAUUUUGGGUGCCUCUCUCAUGUGAAUGGACACUUGUGACACUUUCUGCUGUAAUAGAUGUUGGUCUCAUAGCUCCUUCGUCUGGGUGUUGAGGACAUAAGACUGAGGAAGGUGCAAACUGCACCUCCCGAGCCUUUAUCCUCUUGCCCAUUGAACUGUGGUGACUAUGUCUGACAGUAGGAUGCCUCAAUCGUUUUAUUUCCUCAUGCAUUCAAAUUAGUCCAAUAUAUGUAGAUUUGUGUAUGUGUUAUGAUUUAUGCAUACACAUCAGUAUAUGUGCACAUUUGAAUACAUUUUAAAAGAAAAUUAACUAGAAAUUCUAAGAAUGCCUUGAAAUUUACAAAAUGUGAAGAUUAUGAGAAGGCUGGUAGUAUUGAUAAGCCUGUUAGGCUGCAGGUUAAAUGAGAAAUAUAUAUGUUUAGGGAACGCAUUUGUCUUAAUUACUUUAGUGAAUUAACUAUGCCCAGCAAAGACCUGACUGCUUGGUAUCAGUUUUGACAACUAUUUUACUCUGUUUUGUAUGGUUUAGUGAUUUCAGAUGUGAUCUACAGUAGCAACAAACUCCCAGAGCACAGAUAGAGAGACGUGUCAAAUCAGAAUGAAACUAAAGCCAUGUCAUAAUCUCGUGGUUCGGUUGUCAGUUUUUGUUAGCCGUGCUAAUCAGUCAAAAAGUUGUGGCAUUAAUUGUCUUCAUCUGAGUUUAGCUUUAUUUGUACUUUUAUUUCUUCUUAAUCCUUGCUGUUUUCAGUCUACAUAUUUCAUUAAUUUCAGAUUAAGAUUGAUGUAGGCUAUUCCUUAAUUUUAGAUGUAGGUUCUCUUGAGCUUUUCACUUGAUUGUGGGAGUUUUCGGGAAGAUGAGAAAAGUGACGUGGUGGAGCAAGGGCUAUCUAUGUAUGUGAUAUUUCAAAAUGACUUUUUUUUGUUAGGUGUAUUUCAUAAGUAAGGUUCAAAAUGUCUAAUUCAUUAGGCCUGUCUAAGCUAUAUUUGCUGACACCAUGUGGAGAAAUGGCAAAUUUCUUAUUUUCUUGCUCAAGCAAUUUGCUUUUGAUUUGCUGACCAACCUGUUCAGCAUAGUAUCCUUUUUGCCCUUUCAGCAUUUGGUCUUUAAUCUCUCUCUCACGACAAUGUAUUUCUUGCACGUGUUUACUGGUGUGGAUGAGAUGUGAGAAGUCGCAGUAUAAUAUAACCAAGCAAAUAUUAGACAGAGAACAAUCGCAAUACUAAUCAUUUCAUGUCCCAGACCAGCCGCUCUUUGUAAUACUGUGCAUAGAGAUUUGGUGGUGAUGGCGUUUCAUAAUACCGUAUCAUCGAGUUAGUCUUUGAUCAAAGUGACUGUCAAGAGGCCUAAACAUGUCAAGGCAGGCCAAAUUUGGCAAUACAUUGAGUGGACAACCACGAUGUCAUUGGUACUACCAUCUCCCUCUCAGUUGGGUUUUUGGUUUUGCGCUAAGGAAGGACAUUAGUUUCUUUUCUCUAGCAUAAAUUAUUUGGUUGUGUGGAUUAAUAGCACUUUAUUUAACAGUUUUUUUUUUAAUCUUUCAAUUACUACAGAUAUACAGUACCAGUCAAGUUUGGACACACCUACUUGUUCAAGGGUUUUUCUUUGUACUAUUUUCUACAUUGUAGAAUAACAAUGAAGACCUCAAACUAUGAAAUAACCAAAAAAAGUGUUAAACAAAGUAUCCACUCUUUGCCUUGAUGAAUGUUUUGCACACUCUUGGCAUUCUGUCAACCAGCCUCACCUGGAAUGCUUUUCGAACAGUCUUGAAUGAGUUCCCACAUAUGCUGAGCACUUGUUGGCUGCUUUUCCUUCACUCUGCGGUCCAAACCAUCUCAAUUGGCUUGAGGUUGGGUGAUUGUGGAGGCCAGCACUCCAUCACUCUCCUUCUUGGUCAAAUAGCCAUUACACAGCCUGGAGGUGUCUUGGGGUCAUUGUCCUGUUGAAAAACAAAUGAUAGUCCCACUAACUGCAAACCAGAUGGGAUGGCAUAUUGCUGGUUAAGUGUGCCUUGAAUUCUAAAUAAAUCACUGACAGUGUCACCAGUAGAGCACCAUCACACCUCCAUGCUUCACGGUGGGAAUCAUACAUGCGGAGAUCAUCCGUUCACCUACUCUGCAUCUCACAAAAACACAGCGGUUAGAACCAGAAAUCUCAAAUUUAGACUCCUCAGACCAAAGGACAGAUUUCCACCGGUCUAAUGUCCAUUGCUCGUGUUUCUUGGUCCAAGUAAGUCUCUUAUUAUUGGUGUCCUUUAAUAGUGGUUUGUUUGCAGCAAUUCGACCAUGAAGGCCUGAUUUCUCCUCUGAACAGUUGAUGCGGAGAUGAUUCUGUUACUUGAACUUUGACGCAUUUAUUUGGGCUGCAAUCUGAGGUGCAGUUAACUCUAAUGAACUUAUCCUUUGCAGCAGAGGUAAUAACUCAUGGUCUUUCUUUCCUGUGGCGGUACUCAUGAGAGCCAGUUUCUUCAUCUGCGCUUGAUGGUUUUUGCGACUGCACUUGAAACUUUAAAAGUUCUUGAAAUUUUACGAAUUGACUGACCAUGUCUUACAGUAAUGAGCUGUUCUUGCCUUAAUAUGGAUUUAGCCCUGUUUGAUAAAAGACCGUCUUCUGUAUACCACCCCUAUCUUGUCACAACACAACCGAUAGACUCAAACACAUUAAGAAGGAAAUAAAUUCCACAAAUUAAUUUAAGGCACACCUGUUAAUUGAAAUGCAUUCCAGAUGACUGCCUCAUGAAGCUUGUUGAGAGAAUGCCAAGAGUGUGCAAAGCUGUCAAGGCAAAGGGUGGCUACUUUGAAGAACCUGAACUCUAUUGAGUUAACACUUUUUUUUUGGUUACUACAUGAUUCCAUGUGCUAUUUCAUAGUUUUGAUGUCUUCGCUAUUCUCCAAUAGUGAAAAUAAAGCGAAACCCUUGAAUGAGUAGGUGUGUCCAAACAUUUGACUGGUACUGUGUAUAUAUAUAUUUAUAUAAUGACAUACUAACUUCUUUUAAGAAUGGCUUUGGUUGGACUGUUCUUUUUAAGAAAAAUAAAUGAAUAAAUACAAAAUGUCACUCAGGUAGCAUUGGUAAAGCCAUGACAAAGUUGGAACAAUUUUGUUUUCUGCCAAAUGGUUCAGAACAAGAUCCUCAUAUUGUGCUCAAAUUUGAAUUGCUAAAAUAUUGAAUUGGAGUCAUAUUUAAUAAUAAAAUACCAAAAUAUUUAGCUUACAGAAAACACUGACAUUGCUUGCAAGCAGCUGUCAUACAUGUUAUGUAGGCUUCAAACUUUUAAAAGUUCUCUGUUUAGGCAAUUUCACUUUAAGCACACUGAUUUGCACCGUUUUCCACCUGUUAUUGGACAGGGUGAUCUCUUACUGUCCUUGAUUCUUUUGUCAUUCAUGACCUGAAGCACUUCUGUGUUCCCAGUCCAGGUUAUAUGCAAUGGCAGGAAUCUAUGUCUGUGCUUCCUAGUCCAGCCCUCUCUGGUCACGUCAUGGCUUGUUCUUGCAGACUGAGAGGGAACUACAAGAAGGUCACACAUACCCCUGAUGUGUACAAAACUGUGUCUCACAUACUCUUAAAUGGCAAUUCUGCCACUUUUCAACCUCAUUCAUCAUCUCCGCACCAUACCAGUGUCUCUACAUAUGAAAAACAUACAUUUCUGUGGUUUAGAAGAAAAGUACUAAAAAAAGUAUUCUCUGUGACAUCACAGGGUAGGUUUUAAAAGUAAGAAACUGAUUUUCCAAAACCAACAAAUUUCUAGCCAGGGGGAGGGUAUUUUCUUGCUCCCCGCGUCAUUGUGAAUCUCAUUGCAUUUGAGAAAUUGCUGUUUGUCAUCAGGUAGAACUUUUUAGUAAUGCACCAUUUUCACAUGUGUAGACACUGGUAUUGUGCUGGAGAUCAUGAAAAGUGGUGAGAUUACCUUUUUUAAGUUACUUCGCUGUGGAAUUCAAAGCAAAGGAUAGACCUCUGGGAUGUGGUAUUUUACUAAAGUGUUAUCAGAUGGGGAAACUCCUAUCGAGCAAAAUAAUGUCUUAUUUGGCUAAUGCUGGACAAUGGCGAAAUGUAUCUGUUUUAUUUUUGUCUUGAUCGGCAGUGGGAAUUGUUUUUGCGAUGGACAACCAAGUUUGAAUAGUUUGCAAUGGUGACAUUGACGGCAAAAAAAUAAAAUGUAUAUCUUCUUUUAAAAAUGUUACUUGUACUUUGAAUGUUCAUGCAGUCGAUUUAUGUUACUUUACUUGGUUCCCCAAAAUAUUGGAAUAGAAAACACCAGAUCAUACCACGGGGUAAAAAAACAAAAGUUUGUAAUUUUCAUAACCCUAAUCUCUUUAUUUUAUUUUUUAUCCUGAGUGUGAGAACAAGUAUGCUUCUUUGUGAAAGCGGGCAGGCAAUCUCUUUUGAAGUCGGUGUGUAAAAGUGCUCUAACAGUACAUAUUAUGUUCAUUGUUUUGAUCCAAACAUGUCCCCUUUUAUUUGAGUCUUAAGAGGGCUCAUUGAUCUCUAGGGAAAUAACGCAUAAGUUUUCCCCCUUAGAUAUUUUAAAGCACUUAAGUAAAAUGGGUAUUUUUUUGUAUUUAAGAAAAUAAUAUAGCUAUAUUAAUUCAACGAUAGUGUAAUAGGAUGUAAACCAAAAACUGGUUCUUAAGAGGAGUUGAUUUGAGAAAUACUUUGCUACAAAAGAGCGCGUUUGUGCUUUGUGUGGUGAAAGAAAAUUGAGAAAGUGAUUUCUGUCUGUAUUUUCAUCCCCCUUAGGAUGUGCAAUCACCUCAAGGAUUCUUGCACAGUCCUCUGAGUUCUGAAUAGGAGGACUGCUGUUUGAUGUGUGUGUAAAAGUGAGCUCUUCCAAUUAUAUGCAAGUUUCCCCUUUUUUUCCAAGACCCUUGUAUCAUGUUCAUGUGCCUGUGUGAAAAGUAUGCUUUUACAGUGAUUUGGAUAUUUUUUUGUUUGUUUUGAAAAUCAUUUGUGCCAUGUCUUUUUGUUAUAAAAAAAUAAUCUACAUUUGCAAUGUUGUUUAACAUUUUUUACAGCUUCCUUUCACUGACAUGGAAGAAGCUGAAAGCAAUGUGCGUUUUUAGAUGUUUUGAAUAAAUUUCACAGCUCAAAAUCGAAUGAUGUGCAACAUCUUUCAUUGGGCUUUUAAUGAAA
Molecule: messenger RNA, 7867 nt
Organism: Oncorhynchus nerka (sockeye salmon)
Lineage: Eukaryota; Metazoa; Chordata; Actinopteri; Salmoniformes; Salmonidae
Product: FMR1-interacting protein NUFIP2-like
Exons: 4
Coding region: 636-2429 (597 amino acids)
Cellular component (GO): nucleoplasm; cytoplasmic stress granule
Molecular function (GO): RNA binding
Source: RefSeq, a predicted model, not a curated record